This is a messenger RNA of Abrus precatorius (Indian licorice), 1231 nucleotides long. Its product is annotated as myb-related protein 308-like. The record is from RefSeq and is a predicted model, not a curated record. The coding region runs from base 280 to 1047 and encodes 255 amino acids. NCBI's taxonomy places the organism in Eukaryota, Viridiplantae, Streptophyta, Magnoliopsida, Fabales, Fabaceae. The transcript is spliced from 2 exons.
CAGAGAGAGACCCAACGGCCACUCUCUUUAACCUGUCUCACCAACUCACAUCUAGAAGCAAUUAGGGUCUUUCAUCUCUCUCUCUCUCUCUCUCUCUCUCUCUCUGUUCUGUCCCCUCUCCUUUGGAGUCAAAAGCCUAUAAAACCACACCCCAACUCCUUCUUGAGCCGGCUUUGUUGCUGCAACACAAGAAGCCGCACACACAUAGGUUUUUUCCAAUUCCAUUCUAUCUCAUAUUCUAAAGUGAAAACACACACAGAAAUUGAACUCUCAAGUGUGAUGGGAAGGUCCCCUUGCUGUGAGAAAGCUCACACAAAUAAAGGUGCAUGGACAAAAGAAGAAGAUGAUAGACUCAUAUCUUAUAUUCGAGCUCACGGCGAAGGUUGUUGGCGCUCUCUCCCCAAAGCCGCUGGCCUUCUCCGAUGCGGCAAGAGUUGCCGUCUCCGGUGGAUCAACUACCUCCGACCCGACCUCAAACGUGGCAACUUCACUGAAGAAGAAGAUGAACUCAUCAUCAAACUCCAUAGUCUCCUUGGUAACAAGUGGUCUCUUAUAGCUGGAAGAUUACCCGGAAGAACAGACAACGAGAUAAAGAACUAUUGGAACACUCAUAUAAGAAGAAAGCUUCUGAACAGAGGAAUUGACCCUGCAACUCACAGGCCUCUUAAUGAAGCUACAAAUCAAGAAUCUGGUACUGUUACAACUUCUUCUACAACUACGAUUUCUUUUGCUAAACAAGAACAAGACAGCACAAACGUUGUUAAAGGGUCUGUCUUAGAACGUUGCCCUGACUUGAACCUUGAACUAACCAUUAGUCCUCCGCGUCAACACGAACCUGAUCAACCAUUCAAGGCCAUCGAGAGAAGCCUUUGCUUCGUUUGCAGUUUGGGUUUGCAGAAUAGCAAAGAUUGCAGCUGUGGGAUUGGUAACGUUGUUGCCAACGUUGGUGCUGCCAAUACUGCUGCUGGUUCUGUUUCGGCUUCUGCUUAUGAUUUCUUGGGCUUGAAAACGGGGGUUUGGGAUUGCACAACCUUGCAAAUGAAAUGAAAUUAUGUGGUUAAUUGGUUAGUGUUGGAUGAGAGAAGUGAGAGAAUGAAAUUCAUUUAUUUUGAAAUUUCUCUCUUAGUUUCUUUUCUUCUUCUCUUAUUUGUAUAAAUAAUUAGUUGCUGAUGCAUAAUAUAUAGUACCAGUACAGUUCAACAUUAUUACCCAUUUUUUGCCUUUAUUUUUG